AUGGUGGAGUCCAGCCUGGCUCUGUCAGCAACAUCACUGGACCAUGAACUCAGCCGAGACCUUUUCACUUUGUAUAGCCUUAUCAAAGACACCCUGCUCCGGUCCCCAGACCGCAGUGCCCUCCAGACCCCAGGCCACUCUAGUCCCCAGACCCCAGUCCCCUCCAGUCCCCAGACCCCAGUCCCCUCUAGUCCCCUCCAGUCCCCAGUCCCCAGACCCCAGUCCCCCAGUCCCCAGACCCCAGUCCCCAGUCCCCUUCAGUCCCCCAGUCCCCAGACCCCAGUCCCCUCCAGUCCCCUCCAGUCCCCCAGACCCCAUCCCCCAGUCCCCAGACCCCAGUCCCCUCUAGUCCCCUCUAGUCCCCUCCAGUCCCCAGACCCCAGUCCCCUGUCCCCUCCAGUCCCCCGACCCCAGUCCCCUCUAGUCCCCUUCAGUCCCCCAGUCCCCAGACCCUCCAGUCCCCUCCAGUCCCCUCCAGUCCCCCAGACCCCAGUCCCCUCCAGUCCCCAGACCCCAGUCCCCUCUAGUCCCCUCCAGUCCCCCAGUCCCCAGACCCCAGUCCCCUCUAGUCCCCUCAGUCCCCAGUCCCCAGACUCCAACCCCAGUCCCCCAGUCCCCAGACCCCAGUCCCCUCUAGUCCCCUUCAGUCCCCCAGUCCCCAGACCCCAGUCCCCUCCAGUCCCCUCCAGUCCCCAGACCCCAGUCCCUUCCAGUCCCAAGACCCCAGUCCCCUCUAGUCCCCAGUCCCCCAGUCUCCAGACCCCAGUCCCCUCCAAUCCCCAGACCCCAGUCCCCUCUAGUCCAGUCCCCCGACCCCAGUCCCCUCCAGUCCCCUUCAGUCCCCCCAGUCCCCAGACCCCAGUCCCCUCCAGUCCCCUCCAGUCCCCCAGACCAGUCCCCAGUCCCCAGACCCCAGUCCCCUCUAGUCCCCUCCAGUCCCCCAGUCCCCAGACCCCAGUCCCCUCUAGUCCCCAGUCCCCCAGUCCCCAGACUCCAGUCCCCUCCAGUCCCCUCCAGUCCCCUCAGUCCCCAGUCCCCUGUCCCCUCCAGUCCCCCGAUCCCAGACCCCUCCAGUCCCCAGACCCCUCCAGUCCCCAGUCCCCUCUAGUCCCCUCCAGUCCCCCAGUCCCCAGACCCCAGUCCCCUCCAGUCCCCAGACCCCAGUCCCCUCUAGUCCCCUCCAGUCCCCUCCAGUCCCCAGUCCCCCAGACCCCAGUCCCCUUCAGUCCCCAGACCCCAGUCCCCUCUAGUCCCCUCCAGACCCCCAGUCCCCAGACCCCAGUCCCCUCUAGUCCCCUCCAGUCCCCAGACCCCAUCCCCCGACCCCAGUCCCCUCUAGUCCCCUUCAGUCCCCCAGUCCCCAGACCCCUCCAGUCCCCCAGACCCCAGUCCCCUCCAGUCCCCAGACCCCAGUCCCCUCUAGUCCCCUCCAGUCCCCCAGUCCCCAGACCCCAGUCCCCUCCAAUCCCCAGACCCCAGUCCCCUCCAGUCCCCUCCAUUCCCCAGACCCCAGUCCCCUCUAGUCCCCUCCAGUCCCCCAUCCCCUCUAGUCCCCUCAGUCCCCAGUCCCCUCUAGUCCCCUUCAGUCCCCAGACCCCAGUCCCCUCUAGUCCCCUUCCCCAGUCCCCCCAGUCCCCUCCAAUCCCCAGUCCCCUCCAGUCCCCCGACCCCAGACCCUUCCAGUCCCCAGACCCCUCCAGUCCCCCAGUCCCCUCCAGUCCCCCACCCCAGACCCCUCCAGUCCCCAGACCCCAGUCCCCUCUAGUCCCCUCCAUCCCCCGACCCCAGACCCCUCAGUCCCCCGACCCCAGUCCCCAGUCCCCUCAGUCCCCCGACCCCAGACCCCUCCAGUCCCCAGACUCCUCCAGUCCCCAGUCCCCUCCAGUCCCCUGA
This is a messenger RNA of Oncorhynchus tshawytscha (Chinook salmon), 1893 nucleotides long. RefSeq names its product proline-rich extensin-like protein EPR1. Bases 1 to 1893 code for a protein of 630 amino acids. NCBI's taxonomy places the organism in Eukaryota, Metazoa, Chordata, Actinopteri, Salmoniformes, Salmonidae. The record is from RefSeq and is a predicted model, not a curated record. The transcript is spliced from 7 exons.